This is a messenger RNA of Pseudonaja textilis, 546 nucleotides long. The record is from RefSeq and is a predicted model, not a curated record. NCBI's taxonomy places the organism in Eukaryota, Metazoa, Chordata, Lepidosauria, Squamata, Elapidae.
GAGGCUCACUGGCAGGGAGAGAGCUGGACAGCUUGCAAGGAGCUGAAGCGGCACACCUGAGGCAGCCGGUCAGCUGGAGGAACCAGCCACGAGGUCCAGACUUCGAGAGAGGAAGAGAUGGAAGAGAAGGAUGAAGGCUUGUCUCGCAGGGCUGAAGUUUCUCCCCAACCCAAGGCCGACUCCACCACACCAUCGCCGUCCAACUCCAGGACCCUGUUGUACCCCCAACGUUACGCCGAUUCCAAUGACUGCAGGAAGUAUUUUGUAACAAGGCCAGGAGCGUUCGAGCAAGCCAUGGAGGACCUCAAGGUUUAUCUGUCAGCCAACAAGGGAGAAGCGGCCCAUAGCUUCUGGCUCCUCACCGAGAUCGAUCACUGGAACAUCGAGAAGGAGCGGAUUGUGGUGAUCACCAACGCUGCCCUCUUGGUGUGCAAAUACGACUUCAUCAUGCUCAAAUGCCUGGAGCUCCAGAGGAUCCCUCUGAGCUACAUUGAGAAGAUCUCCACGGGCCCUUUCACUUUUCCAAAGAAAUCCUUGGACAGGUGA